Anopheles coluzzii is the source of this 1109-nucleotide messenger RNA. RefSeq names its product antigen 5 like allergen Cul n 1-like. The record is from RefSeq and is a predicted model, not a curated record. Bases 16 to 975 code for a protein of 319 amino acids. NCBI's taxonomy places the organism in Eukaryota, Metazoa, Arthropoda, Insecta, Diptera, Culicidae. The transcript is spliced from 3 exons.
AAAUCGUUUAUAAAUAUGACUAGCCUAAAUGCAACGCUUAGUUACACUUCACCGUGCACGAAUCACCGCAUCAAGCGCACCACACAGACGGGAGAAAUGAAAACGCGCACCGAAACCUCAUUCACGGCGCCGCGGCACGGGCUUGGCUGGUGCGCGCUAGUGGCGCUUUCGGCGGUUGCCUUGGUAAUUGCACCGAUCGGUGUUUGCAGUGCUGCAGCCAACCCGGACGCUAGCGAUUACUGUGAUCCGGCGCUGUGCAAACCGAACCAUGCCCACAUCGGGUGUAACGCUACCGGCCAGUUUGGCGAGCUGUGUCCCGCCCAGACGACGCAGCUCGUGCCGAUGGAGCAACCGCUGAAAGAGCUCAUCCUGAAGCUGCACAAUGGAUUGCGCAGCGAGCUGGCGGGUGGCAAGAUGGACGGGUUUGCCGCAGCGGAAAGGAUGGCCGUGCUGGAGUGGGACGACGAGCUGGCGAGCCUGGCCGAGCAUAACGCUCGUACGUGCCAGUACCUGCACGACGAGUGUCGCAGCACCGAGCGGUACCGGAACGCGGGCCAGAACAUUGGCCGGAAGUCGCAGGCGGGCAAUGUCACCAUCGACCUCGAGCGGGCCAUCACCGAUCUCACCAACAAGUGGUGGCAGGAGUACGUCGAAUCCAAUCAGACCGUCAUGGAUGACUAUCGGGCCGUCGGUGAAGGGGUGGAUGUUGGACAUUUCGCGCAGAUGGCCAGUGACCGCGUGACAAAGGUUGGCUGCGGAGCGACGAGCUACUACCACGAAGCGAGAAAACGGUCCUACGUGUACUACGUCUGCAACUACUCGCACAGCAACGAGCACGGCCAGCCGGUCUACCGGAAGGGCACGCAGUGUGCCCAGUGUGCCGAGACCAAAUGCAGCCCGACCUUCCCGGGGCUGUGCGAGGGCAUCGGUGACGCGAUCGAUAAGGAGCUGUACCCGGCUGCCAGCGCGUCCUAGGGCGACGGACAUGACGGACGGCUUAAUAAAAAGUGACACUAUUUAUUCCGACACGAUCCGAGCAAAAAGCGACCAAAUGCAGGACAAGCACGUGAUUGUGUAGCGCUUCCCCCCCAGAGCGGGCGGCGGGUGAA